Molecule: messenger RNA, 1344 nt
Organism: Lactuca sativa (garden lettuce)
Lineage: Eukaryota; Viridiplantae; Streptophyta; Magnoliopsida; Asterales; Asteraceae
Product: ATP-dependent DNA helicase RRM3
Biological process (GO): DNA repair; telomere maintenance
Molecular function (GO): DNA helicase activity
Source: RefSeq, a predicted model, not a curated record
AUGAUUCGUGAGGCUCAGACAAAUAAAAAACAAUUUCUUUUGUUUGUCUAUGGCCAUGGUGGUACAGGAAAAACCUUCUUGUGGACAACUAUACUCACAUACUUUCGGUCUAUUGGAAAAAUAGUUCUCGCUGUCGCAACAUCCGACAUUGCAUCGUUUUUGUUGCCUUUCGGGAGGACAACUCACUCGCGAUUCAACAUCCCUCAUGAUUUGCCGGCUUCAUCCAUCUGCAAUAUCAGAAAGAAUACACAACUUGGAGAUCUUCUUCAACAAACUUCGUUUAUUAUAUGGGACGAAGCACCCAUGAGUGACAAACGUUGUUUCGAAUGUCUUGAUAGAACACUAAAAUACAUUCUCAACAACAAGGAUCUCCCUUUCGGUGGCAUGUCAAUGCUGUUAGGAGGAGACUUCCGACAAACCUUACCUGUAAAGCUGAAAACCACUGUCUCUGAAAUCAUUUCUUCCACAUCGCCCAAUUCAUAUAUGUGGCCUUACUUCACAGUCUGCAAAUUGUUGCUUAACAUGCUACUUUCAACCAUCGAUAGCCUGCCUUCAUCAUCAACUUCGGCUGCCAACUUUGCUUCCUGGUUAUUAGAUAUUGGAAACGGAAAGCUUGGGGAGCCUGAUGCAGCUGAUCCCAUUCACACAAGCAUCAUUGACAUACCAGACCCUCUACUUAUCAGUAGUGGUGAAAACAGUUUGCACUCGCUAAUACGGUUUGUUUAUGAUGUUGAAGUGCUUGUAAAACCAUCCACAUCAAACUUGUCCUCCAGGGCAAUUGUUUGUCCGAAAAAUGAUAUUGCUUCAGAAAUAAACUCCUUGGUUAUGAAAAUGGCAAAUGGAAAUAGUAUCACCUACUUAAGCACAAAUUCAAUGACACCUCACACACACAGGAUUUCAGACAUAGAUCUUUUAUACCCACAAGAAUAUCUACAUCGGUUAACAUUUUCUAGCUUUCCAUUACAUGAGUUAACUUUGAAACCGAACACGCCUGUUAUGCUAUUAAAAAACAUUAAUCAAGGACUCAGUCUAUGUAAUGGUACACGUUUAAUUGUGUCGCAGUUACUGCCAACUGUUAUACAGGCCUCCAUUAUUACUGGAACUUCCGUAGGGAAUCGAGUGUACAUACCGAGAAUAAAAUUUGUUCAUAACAGUCCUGAUUUACCUUUUGUUUUUACUAGAAAACAAUUCCCUGUAAAAGUUUGUUAUGCAAUGACUAUCAAUAAAAGUCAAGGACAAUCCCUAAAAACAAUUGGAAUUACCUACCACACCCUGUUUUCACACAUGGGCAUCUGUAUGUUGCUCUAUCUAGAGCAACGUCACCAGACUCUAUCAAAAUUUUGA